Pecten maximus is the source of this 1454-nucleotide messenger RNA. RefSeq lists its product as uncharacterized. Gene Ontology annotation, molecular function: protein binding. NCBI's taxonomy places the organism in Eukaryota, Metazoa, Mollusca, Bivalvia, Pectinida, Pectinidae. Bases 467 to 880 code for a protein of 137 amino acids. Gene Ontology annotation, biological process: regulation of apoptotic process. The transcript has 4 exons. The record is from RefSeq and is a predicted model, not a curated record.
AUGACGUCACUAUAUAUAUCAGUUUGACCAUGCGCUAAAUAGCCUCGUUCGGGCGAAUAUUUACUUCCUCGAUCGAGUCAAACUCGGGGUCUGGAGAAAAUGCCAAAACGAAAGAAACCACGAAAGUUCUCAAGUAUAAUCCAAACUCAACAGAUUUAUGAGAGGAAAUUUUCACUAGUCAGUGACAUGGAGUAGCUAGGCCUGACCUGAAAACUACUAGCCCCGGGCGUUGGUCUAGACUCUAGUGGAAUUGUACACCCCUGUGUGAAUCGACCUUGGGUAAUUACUGAAGAUGACGUCACUAUAUAUAUCAGUUUGACCAUGCGCUAAAUAGCCUCGUUCGGGCGAAUAUUUACUUCCUCGAUCGAGUCAAACUCGGGGUCUGGAGAAAAUGCCAAAACGAAAGAAACCACGAAAGUUCUCAAGUAUAAUCCAAACUCAACAGGUAUAAAAGAAACAAUUCAAAAUGGCCACAAAAGAAGUAGUCACAGAAAAUGAAGAGGAAGCCUUUGGCGCCCAAAAUGAGUUGGCUUCGUAUCUGGAUGAUGAGCUUGAGGAGGCAGAGUUCAAUAAACUGAAGAGUCUGUUUAGGAAAUGUCCAAUUCCUCCAAGAAAACUUCAGAAUAUCAAAACUAUGACAGAUCUAUUUCAACAACUUGAGAAUGAUCAGAAAAUAUCUGUGGGAAACUACAAGUUUUUUACAGUAAGAUUGGAAAAAAUUCAGUCUAGGCUGGCUACUGAAGUGCAAAGAAGAGAGAGAAGGAUUAAAGAUAUCCUGAAUAGCGGUCCAUCACCAGCUAAACAACAGGGGACAGGAGAUGAAACCCAACAACAACCUCCAGGUUUGUUAUUAACUCACCUGGUCCAAAGGACCAAUUAGCUUAUGCUACGACACAGUGUCCAUCAACCGAUAUCCCUUAAUUAACAUUUCUUAAAUUCCAGCUUGUCCUUAAAUUUUUCUCUUAUUAAAUUGGGUCUGGAUUGUUAUUGGGUGAAGGGGAUCAAAUAUUAUACAUAUUUGAAGGAUGUGGCUCCCCUGGGACCCAGUGACAGGAAGGGCGGAGAUCAAUAGGGGGGAAAAGUAACUGAAGGCACUGAUUGUCAUGAAUGAGUGAGUGGAUUUUGACUAAAUUUGGUCAGAAGCAUCUUUUUUGGAAAGGGAACAAAUUUGCACCAAUGGUAACUAGGCAUGACCCUAUAUAUAGGGAAAAUAGAAGUCAGAACAGCUGAAUGGAUUUUCAGGGAAUUUGAUAUGGACAAUUAAUGUUGGUUCAAAUGAAUGGCCUUGACCUACAUUCAAGCUCACUGAUCAUAUGUGUUUAAAUCAAGAGUAUCUUAUCCAUAACCAAUUAAAUGACCCAUGGCCAGGGUCAUGAUAUUUGGCCUAUAUAUAUAUAUCAUACUGGGAUGAAUGGCCAUAUUGUUUGCUCAAAUAUAAAGACCUCAACCUGUCU